Callithrix jacchus (white-tufted-ear marmoset) is the source of this 16743-nucleotide messenger RNA. RefSeq names its product ring finger protein 213 (gene RNF213). NCBI's taxonomy places the organism in Eukaryota, Metazoa, Chordata, Mammalia, Primates, Cebidae. The record is from RefSeq and is a predicted model, not a curated record. Gene Ontology annotation, biological process: negative regulation of non-canonical Wnt signaling pathway; ubiquitin-dependent protein catabolic process; sprouting angiogenesis. Gene Ontology annotation, molecular function: ubiquitin-protein transferase activity; metal ion binding; ATP hydrolysis activity. Gene Ontology annotation, cellular component: cytosol; nucleolus; membrane.
CUCCUCCCGGCCGCCUCUUCCUGCUGGCUCCAAGUUUCGGUUUUGCCGCCGGGGCGCAGGGUCCAGCCCCGCCCCGCUGCGCGCUCCGACCCUGCUCCCCGGCUGCGGGCGGGACUCGGGGCACGGGCGCUGGUCUUGAGAGUCCUAGCAGGACGAAUGGAGUGUCCUUCGUGCCAGCAUGUCUCCACGGAGAAAUCUCCCAGGUUCUGCAGCCAGUGUGGAGAGAGGCUGCCUCCUGCAGCCCCUGUAGCAGAUUCUGAGAACAAUAACUCCACAGUGGUGUCGGCCCCGGAGGGAGAGAUGGAGUGUGGGCAGGAGCUGAAGGAGGAAGGGAGCCCGUGCUUGUCCCUGGGCUCAGAGGGUUGGCAAGAAAACCCAGAAGAGCCCUGUUCUGAUGCCUCCUGGACUGUCCAAAGAGGAGCUGCAUCAGAGGUUUUGGUAGAUGCUACUGUAGACCUCAUGUCCGAUGAGUGGGAAGCUGCUAAUGCCAUGCUCAGCAAGAGAAGGAAGCAGGACGCAGCCCUGUGUGAGGCCGCCAGCGUGCCUUCUGCAGACUGUCAGCAGAGCAAAAAGAAGAAGAGGAAGAAGAAAAAUCAUCCAAACGACUCCGCUUCCUCAGAGCUGGCUUCCUUGCCCCCGUCUCCUGCCAGCCCCUGUCAUCUGACUUUGCUUUCAAACCUGGGGCCUCAGGACACAGCCCUGCCCCACAGCCAAGCCCAGCAGAGUGGCUCGACUGGCCAGCCCAGCCAGCCCCCAGGAACAGGCAGCAUGCCACUGGAGAGCAAUGGCUCCUAUGUGCCUACCGAGGUUGGUGACAGCACCCUGCAGGCUCAGGCUUCAGGAGAGGCAGGAGCAGCCACGGGAGGCAGGACUCAGAGCAGCCCCCAGCCUCAGGACCACACGGAAGGGGAGGACCAGGACGCCUCCAUCUCCUCUGGGGGCAGAGGCCUUUCCGAGGAGGGGGCUGGUCCCCCCACCUCUGCUGGUGAAGGCCAUUCUGGGACUGAAGAUGCCACCCAGGAGCUCCUGUUGCCUGAGUCCAAAGUGGGCAGCUCUCAGCCCAGGACAGAACCGCAGACCACCAGGCAGCACACAGGGGCCCCAGCCUCUGGGGAAGGUGAUGCGGCAGCUGAGCCAGCCAAUGCGGUUGAAGGGGCUGGAAAGAGCCAGAUGACAAAGCAGCUGUCAGCGACCACUCCUGCUUUCGAAACACGCCGCCAGGAAACUGAGACCAAGACCAAGACCAAGGAUGAGAAGGCUGCUGCUGGAGAAAAAGUCGGUAGAAACGAGCGAGGGGAGCCUGAAGACCCUAAGAAGCCGGAGGGGAAGAUCGGAAGUGCAGUUGCCAGGAAAAAGGAGGAGCAAAAAAAACAGAAAGCGGGUGUCCAGGAAGUGAAGCCGAGCACGUUGAGCCCAGGCGGAGGAGUCACCGUGUACUUUCACGCCAUCAUCUCUAAACAUUUCUCAUUCAAUCCUGACCACCAUAAAGUCUUCAUCAGAGGGGGAAAAGAACUCGGGGAGCCGGAAUGGAACAGGAAUGUCUGUGAGCUGCACUGCACCAGAAACUUAAAUCAUGAUGGCGUUCUUGUUGAAGGCAGUGCCGUCAUUUCCAAGAAGCACCUGGAUAAAUAUAUUCCUUAUAAGUAUGUCAUUUUUAAUGACAAGGGCUCUACUGAGUAUGAGUUCAUCUAUAAGCCCCCGCAGAAGGACGGGGAGUACGUCAACCGCUGUCUGUACAUAAAAUCUUCCCUUCUGUUGGGCUCAGGAGACUGGCAUCAGUACGAUGACAUAGUUUGUAUGAAGCCUCCUGGGAAACUUUGGAAAUUAGUGAGCCACUUCACAGACGGGGUGAGGAAGAAUGUGGUGAAGGGGAAGCAGAUUGCCUCCACGGUCAUGCUGGACAGCAUCUUCAGCAUCCUGCAGACCUGGGACACCAUCAAUCUGAACAGCUUCUUCACCCAGUUCCAGCAGUUUUACUUUGUCAUGCGAGAGCCUAUGAUUUAUGAAGGACAUCCGCAGUCGUGGACCGCUUUGCAGUAUGGGGAGAAAGAGGUGAAGAAAGACCUGUGGGACUAUCUGAAAAAGCAGAUGGCACCAUUUCUGGACAGAAGUGGGAACUCUUUGCCUGAAGACUGCCCAGUGAGGAGCAAAUUGAAAAUGGGCCUGAUUGUCCUUUUUAUAGUGGAAAAGUUUGAUUUUUUCUUACCAGAAGACGAGUUGGACACCAUGUGUCACCUCCUGGCCUCAGAUGCCAGCUCACUGGAUGAGCUUCAUGAUGACCUAGGCCACGUCCUUAGGACAGCUCAGGGGUGGCAUGAGUACCUGAUGAAACUGUGCCUGAGGUGCAUAGACCGAAGGCGGUGUCUUUGGUUGGGCACCCUGCCUGUCCUACACUGCUAUAAGGAGCCGGCUCCACGGCCCAAGGACGCCUGGAGCCAGCCUGAGGAUGUCUGGGCUGCCCUGGAAGGAAUCCCCUUCUCACAGUGGCGGGAACAAAUGCUAGACCCGAGUUCAUUACUUCAGUUGAUGGACAGUAAGAGGCAUUUGCUGAACGUCGACGAACCUCUCUUCCGGUCCUGGUUUAGUCUGCUCCCUCUGAGUCACCUGGCUCAGUAUAUGGAGAACUUCAUUGAGCACUUGAGGCCUUUUCCUGCUCAUGUCCUGGACUGCUUUCUGGGGACUUACUACCGGCUACAGGGACUUGAGGAAAUCUCCUACCUGAAUCGGGAGGAUGUUCUGGGCAUUUUAAAAAUGCUGUUGCACCUCUUGGACGCUUCCCAGGACAAGAUUUCCAAGGAGGCCUUGUUACCCUCCUACCUGACUGUGUGCCUGAAACUCCAUGAAGCUGUCUGCAGCAUUAUAAAGACACCGAAGUUUUACGAGCUGCUGGCCUUAUCUGCUGAGAUUGUCUGCAGGAUGAUUAUAGUUCUACCUCUGCUGGAUUCUGCAGGACAGGGAGAUGAAACUGGAAAUAAUUCAGUCCAAACAGUCUUCCAAGGGACCCUUGCCGUUACGAAAAGGUGGCUCCGAGCAGUUUUUACAAAGAACAUGCUCGUAUAUUCGGGUGUUUCAUUCACGUACUUUGAGGAAAUUGAGGUCUGGAGGCGGCUGGUGGAAAUCCACUUCCCCAUGGAGCAUGGCUGGAAGGAGUCAUUGCUGAGAGACAUGGAAGGGAGGCUCAAAAAGGAGAUGCCUCUCUCCCAGAUCACUGCCUACUGCAGUGCUCGCUGGGACACCGACGGCCUGGAGGACAGCGUGGCCAAGACCUUCGAGAAGUGCGUCAUUGAGGCCGUGAGCUCAGCCUGCCAGUCUCAGACCAGUAUCCUUCAGGGGCUCUCUUGCCAUGAUUUGCGGAAAUUCAGCACCCUCUUAUCUGCUGUGAUCACCAAGUCCUGGCCUAGACACAAUGGGGAAGCCGUGGAUGACUUGGAUGAAGUUUUCAAGCACCUGCUCACGUGGGCAGAUGUCAAGCAUCUCUUCAAAUUGGGCAGAACUGAUGAGAAAAUAAUAGCAAAUAUUACAGAUGAAGGCAAGAAGUUGAUGGCUACUGCUGACUCUGUGUUCAUGAGAGUUGCCGAUGAUCUCCUGAGUGGAACGAUUUUAGUUGGACAACUGGAGCUGAUUAUGAAGCACCAAGAUCGGUUUCUUGACAUCUGGCAACUGAAGGAAGAAAGUCUUUUACCCCAGGAGGAAAACUGUGCUAUGGAUGAAGUAUUGGAUUGGAGAAUAGAAGAACUGUUAUUUCUAAGGAAGGAGGAAAGAUUUGUUGACAGUCUCCUGAAGAUGUGUGGGAUUGUGAAAUCCCUGAUACAAGUGGACUUUGGAGAGCUUGCAAUAAGACACUCACAAGACCUCAGCAGUAAAAGAUUAGACGAAGUUGUGACAGUGAGACUGUCCUCCUUCCCAAUCUCAGAGAGGACAACGCAUUACAACCUGAGCCCUCAGCUCCAAGCAAUGGCUGGAAAGAUCGACUUGCUCAGAGACAGCCACAUCUUCCAGAUCUUCUGGCGGGAAGCCGCAGAGCCUUUUGGUGUGCCUGAGGAGGAACGGGAAGCCGUGGAGCUUCCGAGUGAGCUGGAAGAGUCAGAAAGGCAGAUGCUUCUGAUUGAAGAGGUGCAUGACUAUUUGUAUCUUCCCUCUUACAGAAGGUUCAUAAGACUGUACCAGGAUCUAAAGUCGGGAGAGGUCACCCUUGCAGAGAUCGACGUCAUCUUCAAGGACUUUGAGAAUAAAUACGAGGACCUGGCUUUAGAACUUAAGACCAUGGGGACUGUGGACAAACAGGACCCGAGCAACUGGGUCAAGGAGCGAGUGGAACAGAUCAAGGAGUACCAUCACCUGCACCAUGCUGUCCACGCAGCCAGGGUCAUCCUGCAGGUCAAAGAGAGUUUGGGACUGACUGGUGACUUCAGUGUUCUCAACACUUUAGUAAACUUUACUGAUAACUUCGAUGACUUUUGCCAUGAAACACUGGACCGGAUCAACCAGGAGCUCAUCCAGGCCAAAAAGCUGCUCCAGGACAUCAGUGAGGCCCGGUGUGAGGCGCUCAAGGCUCUGUCCCUGAGAAAAGAGUUCAUCUGCUGGGUCCGGGAGGCUCUUGGAGGCAUCAACGAGCUGAAGGUGUUUGUGGACCUGGCCUCCAUCUCAGCAGGGGAGAACGACAUUGAUGUGGACCGGGUGGCCUGCUUCCAUGACGCCGUGCAGGGCUACGCAUCCCUGCUGUAUAAGCUGGACCCCAGGGUGGGCUUCAAUAGAUUCAUGAAGCAUCUGAAAGAGCUGUGGAAGGCUCUGGACAAUGACCAGCACCUGCCCAGGAAACUGUAUGACUCUGCCAGGAACUUGGAGUGGCUGAAGAAUGUGAAGGAGAGUCAUGGGUCUGUGGAGCUCUCAUCCCUGACCCUGGCCACGGCCAUCAACCAAAGAGGCAUCUACGUGAUCCAGGCACCCAAAAGUGACCAGAAGAUUUCCCCAGACACGGUUCUGCACUUGGUCCUUCCCGAGGGCUCCAGCAGCCAUGAGGAGUCACGAAAGUACUCUUUAGAGGAGCUGAAGGAGCUUUUGAACAAGCUGAUGCUGAUGUCUGGCAAGAAGGAUCACAACAACGUGGAAGUGGAGCGGUUUCAGGAGGUCUUCUGCAGUGUGCAGAGGCUCAGCAAGGCCUUCAUCGACCUGCACUGUGCUGGGAAUAUGCUGUUCCGGACCUGGGUCACCAGGGUCUACUGCUCCCCCAACCAGGAUGUAUCCCUCCUGAUGGACUUUGGCUUGGAGCUGGGGAUGAAGCUUGAGGAGGGUGGAGAUGUCACUGAGGUGCUGGAAGCCGUCUGCAGGCAGAUGGAGCACUUCCUCGAUAGCUGGAAGAGAUUUGUGACCCAGAAGCGCAUGGAGCACUUUUACCUCAACUUCUACACAGCAGAGCAGCUGGUUUACCUGAGCACCGAGCUCAGGAAGCAACCCCCCAGUGACGCCGCCCUCAUGAUGCUGUCCUUCAUCAAAAGCCACUGCACGCUGAGGGAUGUCUUAAGGGCCUCUGUGGGGUGCGAGAGUAAGGCUGCCAGGCACCACGUGAGGACAGUGAUGGAAGAACUCCCUCUGAUGCUCUUCUCUGAGUCCCGCCUGGUGGACAAGGUGAAGGUCAUCAUGGAGCAGUUCAUGGGGUGCCUUCCUGCCUUCCUGCCUGACUGCCUCGACCUGGAGGCCCUUGGCCACUGUCUGGCUCACCUGGCAGGGAUGGGCGGGCCUCCUGUGGAGCGCGUUCUCCCGAGAGGCCUGCAAGUCGGCCAGCCCAACCUCGUCAUCUGUGGCCACUCGGAAGUGUUGACAGCUGCCCUGGCCGUCUACAUGCAAACCCAGAGCCAGCCCCUGCCCACCUACGAUGAGGUGCUGCUCUGCACCCCGGCAACCACCUUUGAGGAGGUAGCGCUGCUGCUGCGCCGCUGCCUGACCCCGGGCUCUGGCGGGAACAAGAUCUACAGCCUGCUGUUCGCCGAUCAGCUGAGCUACGAGGUGGCGCGCCAGGCAGAGGAGCUCUUCCAGAAACUGCACACCCAGCAGCACCGGGAGGACUACCAGCUCGUGAUGGUCUGCGAUGCUGACGGGGAGCACUGCUACCUCCCCUCAGCCUUUAGCCAGCACAAGGUCCUUGUCACCCCCCAGGAAUCCCUCGAGGCCAUCCAGGCCUACCUGGCAUGUCACUACCGGGUCCCGGAGCAGACCCUGUCAGCGGCGGCCGUGUUCAGGGACCGGCUGUGUGUUGGGAUCGUGGCCUCGGAGCGAGCAGGUGUUGGAAAGUCUCUCUAUGUGAAGAGGUUGCAUGAGAAAAUGAAGGUGCAGUUACGUAGGGAAAAGGUGCCUCUGAAAACCAUUCGACUGAUCGACCCUCAGGUGGAUGAGAGCCAAGUCCUGGGUGCCCUCCUGCCCUUCCUGGACGUGCAGUAUCAGAAGGUCCCCAUGCUCUUUCACCUGGACGUGACCUCCUCGGUGCAGACUGGAAUUUGGGUGUUUCUUUUCAAGCUCCUCAUUUUACAAUACCUAAUGGAUAUAAAUGGGAAAAUGUGGCUUCGGAGCCCCUGCCAUUUGUACAUCAUCGAAAUCCUGGAAAGGAGGACUUCAGUGCAGUCCAGGAGGCCUUCAAUGCUGCGGACACGUGCCCCCCAGUUCAGUUUUCUUGACAUCUUUCCAAAAGUCACCUGCAGGCCUCCCAAAGAGGUGAUUGACAUGGAGCUGAGUCCCCAGAGGAGUGACACCGAGCCUGGAAUGGAUGAGUGGGAGUUCUCCAGCGAGGCUUUCCAAAGACCUUACCAGUAUUUAAAACGGUUCCAUCAAAACCAAAACCUAGACAAGUUUCAGUACCAAGAAGGCUCUGUCGAAGGCACUCCGGGGGAAUGCCUGCAGCACUUCCUGAUUUACUGUGGGGUUAUCAACCCAUCCUGGGCAGAGCUUCGGAACUUUGCCCGGUUCCUAAAUUAUCAGCUCAGAGAUUGUGAGGCCUCUCUCUUCUGCAAUCCGAGUUUCACUGGAGACACACUGAGGGGCUUCAAGAACUUUGUGGUGACCUUCAUGAUCCUUAUGGCAAGAGAUUUUGCCACACCAACACUCCACACCUCUGACCAAAGCCCGGGGAAGCACAUGGUCACCAUGGAUGGGGUCAGGGAAGAGGACCUGGCUCCCUUCUCUCUCCGGAAGAGGUGGGAGUCGGAGCCUCACCCAUACGUUUUCUUCAACCAUGACCACACCUCCAUGACGUUCAUAGGCUUCCAUCUCGAGCCCAACAGCCACGGCGGUGUCGACGCCAUCAAUCACUUGACGAGGGAGGUCAUCAAGAGAGACGUCAUGACCGUGGACCUGUACGAGGGGCUGCUGCUGCAGAGGGUGCCCUUUAAUGUUGACUUUGAUAGACUGCCCAGACACGAGAAACUUGAGAGGCUCUGCCUGGCCCUAGGGAUCCAAUGGGCCAUCGACCCUGACGACACGUAUGAGCUCACGACAGACAACAUGCUGAAGAUCCUUGCCAUCGAGAUGCGCUUCCGGUGCGGGAUCCCCGUUAUCAUCAUGGGAGAAACCGGCUGUGGGAAAACCAGGCUGAUUAAAUUCCUUAGUGACCUGCGGCGUGGCGGUGCCAAUGCUGACACCAUCAAGCUGGUCAAGGUGCACGGAGGGACGACUGCAGAUGUGAUCUACUCCAGAGUCUGGGAGGCCGAAAACGUGGCCUUCUCCAAUAAGGUCCAACAUCAGUUGGACACUAUCUUGUUUUUCGACGAAGCCAACACCACAGAAGCUAUAAGCUGUAUUAAAGAAGUCUUGUGUGACCAUACAGUGGACGGCCAGCCCCUGGCCGAGGACUCCGGCCUGCAUAUUAUAGCUGCUUGCAACCCGUACCGGAAGCACUCUGAGGAGAUGAUCUGCCGUCUGGAGUCAGCUGGUCUGGGCUACAGGGUUAGUGCGGAGGAGACGGCUGACAGGCUGGGCUCCAUUCCGCUGAGGCAGCUGGUGUACCGGGUGCACGCUCUGCCCCCGAGCCUGAUACCUCUGGUGUGGGACUUUGGACAGCUGAGUGACACUGCGGAAAAGCUCUACAUCCAGCAGAUUGUCCAGAGACUGGUUGACUCCAUCAGCCUGGAUCAAAACGAGACUCGCAUAAUCAUAGACAUCCUCUGCGCUUCUCAGGGUUUCAUGAGGAGAAGAGAAGAUGAAUGCAGCUUUGUCAGCCUCCGGGACGUGGAGCGUUGCAUGAAGGUUUUCAGGUGGUUCCACGCGCACAGCGCCAUGCUCUUAGCACAGCUGAACUCCUUUCUCUCCAGGUCCAGCGCCAGCAAAAAUCACAUUGAGUGGAGACACCCUGUCCUCUGGUCCUUGCUGCUGGCCAUCGGGGUGUGUUACCACGCCUCUUUGGAAAAGAAAGACUCAUAUCGGAAAGCCAUCGCCAGGUUCUUUCCGAAACCGUAUAACGACAGCCGGCUGCUUCUGGAUGAAAUCACGCGGGUGCAGGAUCUUUUUCUGGAUGGCGUGCCUCUGAGGAAAACCAUUGCCAAGAACCUGGCCUUGAAGGAGAACGUCUUCAUUAUGGUCAUCUGCAUCGAGCUGAAGAUCCCCCUCUUCCUGGUGGGGAAGCCCGGCAGCUCCAAGUCCCUUGCCAAGACCAUCGUGGCCGACGCCAUGCAGGGACCGGCUGCCCACUCGGAUCUGUUCCGCAGCCUGAAGCAGGUCCACCUGGUGUCAUUCCAGUGCAGCCCGCACUCCACCCCACAGGGCAUCAUCGGCACCUUCCGCCAGUGUGCCCGCUUCCAGCAGGGGAAGGACCUGCAGCAGUACGUCUCCGUGGUGGUGCUGGAUGAGGUGGGGCUGGCGGAAGACUCGCCCAAGAUGCCCCUGAAGGCUCUGCACCCGCUGCUGGAAGACGGAUGCAUUGAGGAUGACCCCGCCCCCCACAAAAAGGUCGGCUUCGUGGGCAUCUCCAACUGGGCUCUUGACCCUGCCAAGAUGAACCGGGGUAUCUUUGUGUCGCGUGGCAGCCCCAAUGAGAGAGAGCUCAUAGAGAGCGCCAAGGGCAUCUGCUCCUCGGACAGCCUUGUCCAGUGCCGCGUCCAAGGGUACUUUGCGCCCUUUGCCAAAGCCUAUGAGACGGUGUGCCGGAGCCAGGACAAGGAGUUCUUCGGGCUUCGCGACUACUACAGCCUCAUCAAAAUGGUCUUCGCCACAGCAAGGGCUUCCAAUAAAAAGCCUUCUCCACGAGAGAUUGCACAUGCUGUUCUAAGGAACUUCAGUGGCAAGGAUGACAUCCACGCUCUGGACAUCUUUCUGGCCAAUCUGCCUGAGGCCUUGAGCUCAGAGGAAGUCAACCCGGUGCAGCUGAUCAGACAGAACAUCUUCGGGCCCUCUCAGAAGGGGCUGGGCGGACAGCUGGAAGACGGCGAGUCCCGUUACUUGCUUGUGCUGACCAAAAACUACGUGGCACUGCAGAUCCUGCAGCAGACCGUCUUUGGGGAGGACCAGCAGCCGGAGAUUAUUUUUGGUUCCGGUUUCCCCAAGGACCAGGAGUACACCCAGAUCUGCAGAAACAUCAACCGUGUGAAGAUCUGCAUGGAAACGGGCAAGAUGGUGGUGCUUCUCAACCUGCAGAACCUCUACGAGAGCCUCUACGAUGCGCUCAACCAGUACUACGUCCACCUUGGUGGCCAGAAUUACGUGGAUCUUGGUCUGGGGACCCACCGUGUCAAAUGUCGGGUUCACCCCAACUUCCGCCUAAUAGUCAUUGAAGAGAAAGAGGUCGUGUACACACACUUCCCCAUCCCCCUCAUUAACCGGCUGGAGAAGCACUAUCUGGAUAUCAACACGGUCCUGGAGAAAUGGCAGAAGAACAUCGUGGAGGAGCUCCGUGCGUGGGUGGAGAAGUUUGUCAACGUCAAAGCAGAGCAGUUCCUGGACAGGCACAAAUACAGCCCCUCUGACGUCUUCAUCGGCUACCACUCGGACGCCUGUGCCUCCGUGGUGCUGCAGGCCAUAAAGAGGCAGGGUCCCCGGGCCUUGACGGAGGAACUUUACCAGCAGGUGUCUGGGGAGGCCAAGUGGAUUCUGCUGAACUGCGCCACGCCCGACGCUGUUGUCCGGCUGAGCGCCUCUUUGCUGGACUCGUUCACUGCGGAGUCGCUGGCACAUGAGUAUUUCUACAAACAGAGGCACAACUCCUUUGCAGAUUUCCUUCAGGAGCACCUGCAGGCAACAGACCUGGCGUGCCAUGCCACCUUCACAGAGAUUACCACUUUCUCCAGGCUGCUAACAAGUCACGACUGUGAAAUUUUACAAUCGGAGAUCACGGGCGGGGCUCCAAAACCCACACUCCUGUGGCUGCAGCAGUUUGACACUGAGCUCUCAUUCCUCAAAGAAGUCCGAAACUGUUUAACGAACAGAGCCAAGUGUAAAAUCCUCAUUAUUCAGACAGACUUUGAAGAUGGAAUCCAUAGUGCCCAGCUCAUCGCCUCAGCUAAGUACUCUGCUAUAAAUGAAAUCAACAAAAUACAAGACAGUGGGGACCGUAUCUUUGUCUAUUUCAUCACCAAACUGUCCCGGAUGGGAAGUGGGACAGCCUAUGUGGGCUUCCAUGGAGGGCUGUGGCAGGCUGUGCACAUUGAUGACCUCCGGAGAUCCACUGUCAUGGUUUCGGAUGUGACCAGGCUGCAGAGUGUCACCAUCAGCCAGCUGUUCGCACCCGGAGAGUUGGGUUUGGGACACUGGGUGGAAGACGGCGGUGAGGAGGCGAUGGAAAUGGAGGCUAGUAUGUCGGGCUCAGUGGCAGAGGAGGCCAUGGAAACAGAAAGCUCUGAAAAGGCGGACAAGGAGACGUCUGGGCUUGGAGGCGGUGAUGGGCAGAUCCUGGAUACCACCAGUCUGCUGAGGAGCUGCGUGCAGAGCGCCGUGGGCAUGCUCAGGGACCAGAACAAGAGCUGCAUGCGCAACAUGCGGAGGGUGGUGCUCCUCCUGGGCCUCUUCAAUGAGGACAGUGCAGGCAAUGCCUCUUUCUUGCAGGUAUCCAAGAUGCGCCUCAAUGUCCUUUUAAAGAAGCAAGAAGACAGCCAAUUCCACCUUCUGAAGGAGUGGGUGGCAAGGGAAGCCUCCAACCAGGACGCCCUCCAGGAGGCAGGCACAUUCAGGCACACACUCUGGAAGCGGGUACAAGGUGCUGUGACCCCCCUGCUGGCGAGCAUGAUCUCCUUCAUCGACAGAGACGGCAACCUUGAGCUACUGACCAGGACAGGGACUCCGCCCUGGGCAAGAGACCUUUGGAUGUUUAUUUUCAGUGACAAGAAGCUUCUGAACAUUCCUCUUGUGAUGAAUAACUCGAGACGUCAAGGUGAGAUGGCCUACAUCGUGGUGCAGAACCACAUGAACCUUUCAGGGAGUGCUUCCAAUGAUGUCCCGUUCAGCUGGAGAAUCAAGGACUAUCUGGAGGAGCUGUGGGUGCAGGCUCAGUACCUCACGGAUGCAGAAGGACUGCCAAAGAGGUUCGUGGAAAUCUUUCAGCAGAAUCCUCUGGGCAGGUUUCUUGCCCGGCUCCGUGGAGAACAGCAGCAGGAACUUCUUCAGUGUUACUCCAAGGACUUCAUCCUCUUGACCAUGCGCGUGUCAACGAGGGAGGAAUUACAGUUUCUGCAGAUGGCUCUGUGGUCCUGCAUCUGUGAACUAAAAGUGGCAUUAGAAGUGCCUGAGGAAGAGGUUUCCCUGCCAUGGGUGCACCUGGCCUACCAGCAUUUCAGAAGCCGGCUGCAGAACUUCUCCAGAAUCCUGACCAUCUAUCCCCAGAUUCUCUGCAGCCUGAUGGAAGCCUCUCAAAACCACAAGCUGGCUGAACGUGAGAUGACCCUGGACGUGUCUGCCGCAAUGGCCUGCACUGAGAUGCUGACGAGACACACCCUGAAGCCCAGUCCCCAGGCGUGGUUACAGCUAGUGAAGAAUCUUUCCAUGCCACUGGAACUCAUCUGCUCCGAUAGGCACAUGCAAGGCAGUGGGACCCUGGCCCAGGCUGUCAUCAGGGAAGUCAGAGUCCACUGGAGUCGGAUUUUCUCCACUGCGCUCUUUGUGGAGCACGUGCUCCUGGAAAUUGAGCGCCAGGUCCCUGAGUUAUGCAGGCUGGUGACGGAGCACGUCUUCUUACUAGACAAGCGUCUUCGAGAGAACUCUGACCUCAAGACCCACAGGCCUUUUAGGGCCGUGAUGAGCACUCUCUGUGAAUGUAAGGAGAGCGCCAGCAGGACCUUUACCAGGUUUGGGGUCCAGCCAUGCCCCAUCUGCCUGGGAGACGCACAGGACCCCGUCUGUCUGCCCUGCGACCACGUGUACUGUCUGCGCUGCCUAGAAGCCUGGCUGGUCUCGGGGCAGAUGAUGUGCCCCUUCUGUUUAACUGUCUUGCCAGACACAUUCUCUCCAACUGUUUCCCAAGAGCACAGGGAAGCCAUUGAAAAGCAUGCCCGCCUCCGGCAGACGUGCAACAGCUUCUUCGUAGACCUGGUGUCCACCAUGUGCUUCAAGGACAAUGCUCCGCCUGAGAAGGAAGUGAUCCACAGCCUGCUCUCUCUGCUGUUUGUCCAAAAGGAGCUCUUAAGAGAUGCCCCCGAGAGACACCGCGAACACACCAAAUCUCUCUCUCCAUUCAAUGACGUGGUGGAUAAGACUCCUGUCAUCCGCUCGGUGAUACUGAAGCUGCUUCUCAAGUACAGCUUCGAUGAUGUAAAAGAUUAUAUUCAGGACUACUUGACCCUGCUAAAAAAGAAAGCAUUCAUAAUUGAAGAUAAAACUGAACUGUACAUGCUGUUUAUCAACUGCCUGGAGGAUUCAAUACAUGAGAAGACCAGUGUUUGCUCCAGAAAAGAUGAACUGAACCACUUGAGAGAGGAAGGUGUUUUCCUUAAGACGUAUUCUCCAGUGCGACGUGGCCAAGAGCCUGCCCACGAGGCCUCGGUGGAAUACCUGCAGGAGGUGGCCCGGAUCCGCCUCUGCCUUGAUCGGGCUGCAGAUUUCCUCUCAGAGCCCCAGGGAGGCCCAGAGAUGGCGAAGGAGAAGGAGUGCUACCUGCAGCAAGUCAAGCACUUCUGUACCCGCGGUGAGAACGACUGGCACCGGGUGUACCUGGUGCGGAAACUCAGCAGCCAGCGGGGGAUGGAGUUUGUGCAGGGCCUCUCCAAGCCGGGCCAUCCGUGCCAGUGGGUGUUUCCCAAGGAAGUCAUUGAGCAGCAGAAGGACCACCCAGGCCAGAUGGAUUGGUACCUGGUGUACGGCAGUGAAUACAAGGCUCUCCGAGACGCUGUGGCCAAAGCUGUCCUCGAGUGCAAGCCGCUGGGGACUGAGACUGCUCUGAAGGCCUGCCGGACCCCCAGAGCCCUGCAGGCAGCCCACUUCCUGUUGGCGCUGUUCAGAGAGGUGGCUGUUCUGUACAGAUCGCACAAUGAGCGCCUCCACCCCACGCCAGAGCAACGUGAAGCUGUGAGCCAGUUCAUUGGCGAAUGCAAGAUCCUUUCAUCUACUGAUAUCAGGCACUUUGCAACAUCUCUCGUGGACAAUUCUCUGCCAUUGUUGAGGGCAGGCCCCAGUAACAGCAGCCUUGAGGGCACAGUGACAGACAUGGCCAUUCAUGCUGCAGCCGUCCUUCUGUGCGGACAGAAUAAAGUCUUGGAACCCCUAAAGAAUCUGGCCUUCUCCCCAGCCGACAUGGCGAAUGCUUUUCUCCCAACCAUGCCUGAAGACUUGCUGGCUCAAGCUAGGAGAUGGAAAGGUCUGGAGGGAGUCCAGUGGUACACUUGUCCCAAUGGCCAUCCUUGCUCCGUGGGAGAGUGCGGCAGGCCGAUGGAACAGAGCUUUUGCGUUGACUGUCGUGCACCAAUCGGAGGCAUUAACCACAAACCUCAUGAUGGCUUUCAAAUGGUCAGCAACAGUGUAGAUAGAACGCAGAGCGGCCACGUGCUGGGCAACCCGCAGCGGAGAGACCUGGUGGUGACAUGUGACCGAGAGCUGCCCCCACUGGUCUUCAUAUUUAUCCGGCUACUCACUCACUUGGCUCUGCUUCUGGGAGCUGCCCAGAGUCCCCAGGCUCUGAUGAACAUCAUUAAGCCUCCAGUGAGGGAUCCACAAGGCUUUCUGCAGCAGCACAUCCUGAAGGACUUGGAGCAGUUGACCAAGAUACUGAGAUACAGUGCUGAUGAGACCACCAGUGUGGUCCACCUCGUCCUGUGCAGGCUUCUCCAAGAGGGGAACCAGCUCUCUGGCAAGAGACCUUUAAAUUUUGACACAAGACUGUCAACUAAAGAAAACAGGAACAACUGGGAAAAGGACAUUGCAGCUGUGAUUUUGCCUGAACUGGAGCAUCUAGAUAAAACCCUUCCCGCCGUUAAUAUUCUGAUGAGCCAAGAUAAGCGUAUCAGCUCUAACCCUGUGGCCAAAAUAAUAUAUGGUGACCCAGUGACCUUCCUGCCCCACCUGCCCCGGAAAAGUGUGGUCCAUUGCUCUAAGAUUUGGAGCUGCAGGAAAAGAAUUACAGUUGAGCACCUCCAGCACAUCAUGGAACAGAAAAAUGGCAAAGAAAGAGUGCCCAUCCUCUGGCACUUCCUGCAGAAGGAAGCAGAGCUGAGGCUGGUGAAGUUCCUGCCUGAGAUUUUGGCCCUGCAAAGGGAGCUAGUGAAGCGGUUCCAGAACGUCCCGCAGGCUGAAUACCGCUCCAUCAGAGGCUUCAUCAGCAGCCACAGUUCAGAUGGGUUGAGGCAGCUACUACAGAACAGAAUCACCAUCUUUCUGUCGACAUGGAACAAACUGAGAAAAUCGCUCGAGACAAACGGUGAGAUCAACCUACCUCAAGAGUACUGCAGCACAGACUUGGAUCUGGACGCUGAUUUUGAGAUCCUUCUGCCACGUCGACGGGGCCUGGGCCUCUGUGCUACCGCUCUUGUCAGCUAUUUGAUUCGCCUACACAAUGAAAUCGUCUAUGCGGUGGAAAAACUCUCCGAGGAAAACAGCAGCUAUUCCGUGGAUGCCUCCGAGGUCACUGACCUGCAUGUCUUCAGCUACGAAGUGGAGCGGGACCUGACCCCGCUGAUUCUCUCCAACUGCCAGUACCAGGUGGAGCAGGGCAAGGAGACCCUGCAGGAGUUCGACCUGGAGAAGAUUCAGCGGCAGAUCAUCAGCCGCUUCCUUCAGAGCAAGCCCCGGCUGAGCCUCAAGGGAAUACCCACCCUGGUAUACAGACACGACUGGAACUACGAACAUCUCUUUAUGGACAUCAAGAACAAAAUGCCACAGACCUCCCUCCCCAGCUCAACCCUCAGUGCCAUCAGUGGACAGCUGCAGUCCUACAGCGAUGCCUGUGAAGCGCUGUCUGUCAUAGAAGUCACUCUGGGGUUCCUGAGCACAGCGGGCGGGGAGCCAAACAUGCACCUGAACGUGUAUAUUCAAGACGUCCUGCGGAUGGGCGAUCAGACAGCACAGGUGUUACAGGCCCUAAACAGAUGCCAGUUAAAACACUCCAUUGCCCUCUGGCAGUUUCUGUCUGCUCAUAAGUCUGAACAGCUGCUGCGACUGCAGAAGGAGCCAUUUGGGGAAAUCAGUUCGAGGUACAAAGCAGAUCUGAGCCCAGAAGAUGCUAAGCUCCUCAGCACAUUCCUGAAUCAGACUGGCCUAGAUGCCUUCCUGCUAGAGCUGCACGAAAUGAUGGUUUUGAAACUGAAGAACCCCCAGACUGAGGGGAGCUUCAACCCUGAGUGGAGCCUGAAAGACACUCUGGUAAGUUACAUGGAAACUAAAGAAAGUGAAAUUCUUCCUGAAAUGGAAUCUCAUUUCCCAGAAGAGAUACUGCUCGCCAGCUGUGUCUCAGUGUGGAAAAUAGCUGCUGCCCUGAAACGGGAUCGACAAAUGAGAUAGAAUCAUUUCCUCAGCUGUCUUUGGAUAAGACUUGGGAGAGAAGGCUCCUCUCUCCUCGCCCCCAGCAUGGACUCUGACACCGACUGGUGCCUUUGCAUUCAGAAGGAAAGCUGUCAGCACAGCACGAAAUUAAAGACCAAGGCGAGCUACGUGAGCUGACAGCUUUCUGAAAGCCAAGCUGUUUCUGAACCAUGCAUAUAUAUAUUCUAAAACUUUCUCAUCAUGAGUACUGUUCAUUAGGAGAUGACAAUGAAGAUGAAAUUGGAAAUAAACCAUUGUUUACAUCCCAGGAGGCAAGCAGCUCAGCCACACGCAGUAAUGAUCAGUGUCUGCUGCCCGCUCGCCUCCGGCAAUGCCCGCCCCCUUUUUUCCCCUAAAUCUGUGCUCACAAAAGAGAAUCUCAUUUUCUUCUUUCUUCCAUGCCCUUAAAUUCUGAGUACUGUACAUAUACUUCUGGGUUCCCAGGAUGAUGUGAAAAAGUACCAGACUAUUUUUUGUCUUCUCACAAAUACAAGAAAAAUCAGGGCAUUUUGUGAGUGCCUUAAGACCAAACUAACAAGAUCUGACCCAUACCCUCACAAUGAGUCACUGCCAGAUUUCAGAGGGUAAGAGCCAAAAGACUCAUUGUGAAAAACACCAGACUUGGGCCAAUGACACCAUCAGGGCCUCAGUUUCCUCAUGCAUAAAAUGAAGGGAGUAGAUUCAUGGGCAAAGAUUCUUCUGAUCCUAAUAUUUAAAAUUAUGAGAGAAACCAGAAGACUGUAAACCUGGGUCCCAGGCCUGGUUCUGGCAGUUCCGUGGGGAGUUUUUAUCUAGCAUUAUGCCAAAUAAACAUGCAGUCUCCAUGUA